AUGUUUCCCGGGGACACCAGGAAGCGAUGGGGGAGAAGCCUUUGGGGCUUUUCUUCUCAGCUCCUUCCUCCCCGUAGGUGAACCCGGAAGUCGGCUACCGGGGCUGCCGCUGCCCCAGGCGGAGAAGGGCGAGGAGGGAGGUUGAGCAGCGGCUGGGAAGGCAGAGCCAGGAGUGCGGGCUUACAGACCAGCAGAGAAGCCAUGACAACUUUGAUCCACCGAGGAAAACGUGUGGAAGUUGGAAGGAACGCAGACAAGCGGGUGGAGGAUGAAGAACAUGCCAUGGUCAACCAGAUUGUGGGCGAAGAGGACUCCGGAGACUCCAAAGACAUCCGCCUCACCCUCAUGGAAGAGAUCUUGCUUUUGGGUCUGAAGGACAAAGAGGGCUACACAUCUUUCUGGAACGACUGCAUUUCCUCGGGACUGCGCGGGGGAAUCCUCAUUGAGCUCGCCAUGCGAGGCAGGAUACAGCUGGAGCCCCAGUCCAUGAGGAAAAAACGGCUGCUGGAUCGAAAAGUCCUCAUGAAAUCAGAUGCCCCGACUGGAGAUGUCCUCCUGGACGAGACGCUCCGCCAUCUGAAGGCCACGGAGACAGCCGAGACGGUGCAGACCUGGAUUGAACUGCUCACAGGUGAAACCUGGAAUCCCUUCAAGCUGCAGUACCAGCUGCGCAACGUCCGCGAGCGGAUUGCCAAGAACCUGGUGGAGAAGGGCAUCUUGACCACCGAGAAGCAGAACUUCCUCCUCUUCGACAUGACCACCCACCCGGUCACCAACACCACGGAGAAGCAGCGGCUGGUGAAGAGGCUGCAGGAGAGCGUCCUGGACAGGUGGGUCAACGACCCCCACCGCAUGGACAGGAGGACUUUGGCGCUGCUGGUCCUGGCCCACGCCUCGGACGUGCUGGAGAACGUCUUCGCCAGCCUGGUGGAUGAGAAGUACGAUGUGGCUAUGAAUAGGUCCAAGGAUCUGAUGGAUAGGGACCCUGAGGUGGAGGCCGCCAAGGCAGCGGGCGCCGAGAUGAUCUGGGCUGUGUUGGCGGCCUUCAAUAAAUCCUAAGCCCUCCCGGCGAGCAAAGUGGUUCCAAGCGGCUUCGGCCCUUUGUCCUCCAGGAGGCUUGGUGGUGUCCUCCCACCUUCCUGGGCCGGAGCUUUUGGCGACCGUGGCUAGCCAGGCCCACCAUCGGCCUCUGAAGCUGGGCCUGGGGAGCUCAUUCUGUUACAGGGACAGCCCUGCCUUCACCGCCAGCCCCACCGUCACACCUUCUUCGAGGGAUCCGGGGAUCAGCCAAGACGUUUGUGCAUUGCUCUUCCUCCCCCUGGUUCAUUUUUUUCUGAGACCCCAACUUAAAACAGAGGAGGGGCUGUGUCUGGAACAAAAAGACAGUUCUUUCUCUCUGGCCCCCUCCUCUUUCCCUUCAAUUCCUCCUCUCUUUUUUUGCCGUAUUGAGGAGGGGGAUUCCUUUUGGCGGGUGUGCUUGUUCCCUUCCCCUUUUUUAAUUUCAGGAUCUCAACCUCCUUUUUUUGUCUUGCCAGUUUUUUUCUUCUUCUCCUUCUCCCCCUCCUCCUCCUCCUCCUCCUUCUUCUUCUUCUGGAAUCCAAGUUCCUUUGCUUUUUUUUUUUCCCUUGUGCUGUCCUUGCAUUUGUUGAAUUACAGCACAAGUUUCUAUGCAAUCUCGGCCAUGUUUGGUUUCUGCUUUUUGAGACUAAAGGUUGCUCAGAGAGUCCUGGCAAGGAGCAGGUUGUCUCCUCCUGGUAUAGCCGUUCAGAUGCACCCCGGUUACAUUGAAGUGCAUCUAAUUUAAGAGUUCAACCCCCAAAUACUUGUGCUGACAGCAACCGAAGCCAGGACACAUUGUACAAAACUGGUUAGGCUUGCAUAGUUCCCAACCAGGUUUUUCCUGGAAGGGGCCGGGAUUAAAACCCAUUCUAUUUUAUUCAACUAUAUUGUGAGACUUUUAAGAGGUCCAUUGGCCUCGGGGGGGGGGGGACAGGACACUUUAGAGCCUCUUUUCAGAACCAUGAGAUCUAGAAACUUGACGCUACGUAAAAUUGUACCUUAAUGCUUGUGGUUCUGCUUGCAACUCUGUGUCCUUUAGUUUAGUGCCUUACCGUGAGUUCACAGUUCACAGAGGUGUAUUUGGGCUGCCUGAGCCACCAGUUAGAGCCGACCCUUUGAACCCAGUUGAUGCCCUCGACGUUCAGGGCCGAGCCUACAGUGUUUCAGGAUCUUGAGAAACAUGGUUUCUGUGGGUUUGUAGUCUCUAGAGGCCACUGCCUUGUUAUUAAACUCUUUCCUUUCCUUUGAAAGUU
Crotalus tigris (Tiger rattlesnake) is the source of this 2312-nucleotide messenger RNA. RefSeq names its product golgi phosphoprotein 3 like (gene GOLPH3L). Gene Ontology annotation, biological process: retrograde vesicle-mediated transport, Golgi to endoplasmic reticulum; Golgi organization; Golgi to plasma membrane protein transport. Gene Ontology annotation, molecular function: phosphatidylinositol-4-phosphate binding. Gene Ontology annotation, cellular component: trans-Golgi network; cytosol; Golgi cisterna. NCBI's taxonomy places the organism in Eukaryota, Metazoa, Chordata, Lepidosauria, Squamata, Viperidae. The transcript is spliced from 5 exons. Bases 202 to 1059 code for a protein of 285 amino acids. The record is from RefSeq and is a predicted model, not a curated record.